Molecule: messenger RNA, 1276 nt
Organism: Cotesia congregata
Lineage: Eukaryota; Metazoa; Arthropoda; Insecta; Hymenoptera; Braconidae
Source: the annotation of a GenBank genome assembly
AUGUAUCAUAUCAGAGAAAGAAUAAAAGACUUGGAAAUCUUUGAUGGCUUGAGCUACGAACAAGUUCGUGAUAAAAUAAUGUCAAAAGAGUUAUCCGUUAACACGGUGGUAACAAUAGAUGAGAGAGAUCGAAUUAAAAUUUUUUAUUCAAAAUUGGUACCGCUACCCGGACCCCAUAAAUAUUACGAAUAUAGUAUUCUUCAUUUGACUCUUUAUCUAAACGACGAUAAUUUCGUAGAUUUCCUCCUGGAGAACAAUGCCGACACGAAGCUGGAGACAGAAUAUUUAGCACCGGUAAUUUUAUUGGCUAUAAGUUUGAACCACUUGAAGUACGUGAAAAAAUUAGUGACAGCUGGUGCUGAUAUCAAUCAGAUUAUCUGUGUAAAAGGCAAAUUUGGGACCAACAGUGAUAGGCUUAAUGAUAAUAACGUUAACCCUUGUUUUCUAUUUGAUGAAUUUACACCUCUGGAAUUUGCUGUGAAUCUAGAUGAAUAUGAGAUUGCUGAAUUUCUUAUCACCCAUGGCGCUGAUGUUCACAUAAGAAGUGGCAAUAACGGAAAGAAUAGCGACUCGCCAAUGGGUAUCGCUGCUUCGUCGGAUAACAUAGAAAUGUUGAAAUUACUGAUCAAACAUGGUGCUGAUAUUAAUGCUGGAGACGACAAUGGUUUGACUCCUCUGAUGAAAGCUGUAAAAAACAAUAACUCAGCAAGUAUCAAGUUUUUGCUGAGUCAACCUUUGAUAGAAGUAAAUUCUCUGGCUAAUGACAAGACAUUUUGUCUUCAUUUUUCAGGGGUUUUGGAUAACAUUUAUACUUUUAACUACAUUGAAAGAUUUCGCUGCAAUCUUCAAGAUCUUCUGAAUGCAGGUUGUGAUGUUAAUAUUCAGAGAAAGCAUCGUAGACUACCGAUUAAUACCUAUUCAAUGGAACGCAAGUGCCUUUCUGUUCUAGUAAAGCAUCUUAUGAAGUUGAUGGUGGCUGGCCUUUACGUCUGUAUUGAGAAUAGAAUAACUGAUUCAGGAAGAAAUGUAGGAGUAAAAAAUUUAAGAAUACUUGUUUUGAUACUAAAUUUUGAAGUUUUUCGUAUAAGUCAUCAAAUUGUUCUUGUAACGCUAAAAUGAAACCUACCGCAUCAGUUGCACCACUCUGUGUACUUUUGUGUGUUUCAGUUGCAUUAGCAGAAUUAUCAUUGCGCCGAGAAGCUACAUUCUUUUGAAAAUCAUUAGUUAUAGUUAAUAUUUUUUGAAAAUACGAUGAGAUGUAAGAAUUUUUCUUUAC